Staurois parvus is the source of this 526-nucleotide messenger RNA. The record is from the annotation of a GenBank genome assembly. Lineage: Eukaryota; Metazoa; Chordata; Amphibia; Anura; Ranidae.
CACAGGCACGUACAGACACGCAUACACACAGAUACAUGUAGAUACACAGAAAUACACAUGCACAGACACAUGUACAUACAUACACAGACACAUGUACACACAGAUACAUGUACGUACAUACACACACACAGACACAUGUACACACACACAGACACAUGUACAGAUACACACAUGUACAUACACGCAGACACAUGUACAAUUGUACAUGCAUACACAGACACACACAAACACACACACACACAAUAAAAAGUUGCAGUACUUCAUUGUUCACUCACAGAUCCGGGUACUGCACUCUAGGGGGAGGCAGAAGAGCGCAGCACACACUCCUUGCUUUGCUUUCAUAGCGCUCAGCUAUUGAGCAGUCUGACGGCUCCCAGUGCCAAUGACAGAUCCGGCCUAGACUCCGAGCCUGCUCAGCAAGACGGCCCUGGGGAACACACUCGUCCCCACCAUAAUUUCCACUCGCCAUUGGCGAGCAGGCGAGUGGAAAUUUCAAGCCCUGUAUAUAUAUAUACAUACUAUGUAA